UUCGGGCUCGCACGUGUUCGCAAAUUGUUCUUUAAGUCUUGCCCAGCCCCCAAUGGCUCAAAUUGCCCUGGCACCGUCACUUGGACGUGCCGUGUCUCUGGAUGGGUGCCGCCGUCUGCGUGAAGAUGCACGUUUUGCAGCUCCAGGUUGGAGAGGAGCUCGGGCAUCAAGCCUGUGGCUUCUGGCAGGGGUCUAUGCAGGCCGGCGACCAGUUCGCGCUUCUAUCGCUGUAGAAGCAGGGUGGCAUCCCGGUGCUGAGGAUGCUGAUGAAGCUGCCCCUUUGCCGGAUGAAAGCAAUGAGAAUGACGAGUCAAGCUCUUACAACGACUUAGGUGUUCAUCGGGAGAUGCUCGAGGAUCGGGUGCGGACGGAGGCCUUUCGCGAGGCGAUCUUCCAGACCUGCCAGGACAAAGUGGUCCUUGAGGUGGGCUGUGGAAGUGGCAUCCUCUCGGUCUUUGCUGCUCAAGCUGGUGCCCGGCGUGUGGUGGCUGUGGAGGCCGAUGUGGAAAUGGCCGAGCUGGCGCAGGAGGUGGUGGAUGGCAAUGGUGUCGACGUGAACGUUCUCUCGGGCCGUGUGGAGGAGGUCGCCCAAGUCGUCGACCAAGCAUUGGACGGCCAAAAGGUGGAUGUACUGAUCUCUGAGUGGAUGGGCUUUAUGCUUGUCUGCGAGGAUAUGUUUCGCAGCGUCGUUUUCGCACGAGACAGAUGGCUUGCAGAAGGUGGGCAGAUGCUGCCGCGGCGCUGCCAACUCUUUGCUGCUCCUUUCAGCCAUAUGGAGCUGGUGGAGCGCCAGACAGGUUUUUGGGGUUCCAAACCCUACGGCGUCGACCUCUCAGUGCUGGCCUUUCCUGCUUUGGACCAGCACCUUUGUCGUCCGGUCAUUGGCAGUUUGACUCAGCAGCAACUUCUGAGUGACGGCGACCUAUUGUUUGAACUUGAUUGCCAGAAGGCCGCUCGUGAUGCUGUUCGCCAGCGAGACUGCCACUUUACUGCUGUCGUACAGCACCAGGGCCACUUUCAUGGCAUCGCUGUCUGGUUUGAUUGUGAGCUGCUUGCGGGGCUUCACUUCACGACUGGACCACAGGGUGACCCUACUCACUGGGAACAGACAUUGCUGUUCUUGGAUCCUGCCAGUGAACUGAUGGACAUGAAUUUGCAACAGGGCGACGAAAUUGCAGGUGAGCUUCGGUGGCUGGUUCGGGGCAAGGAUUUGGGCGUCGUCAUUCUGGGCGAGGUGCUGGACUGGUAGGAAAACUGGAGGUGAUUCAAACUUUUGAGAAGUUCUCAAGAACUGAUGGUUCAAAUUGAAUUCUAUCUACAAAUGGGUCCAGCAGUUUCUCAGUACAUGCCAAGGUGUCCAAAAAGAGCAAAACCUAUGCCGAUGACCAGAGUGGGCCGCUGAAAUUUGGCCGCCGCCUGGUCUUGAACCUCAUUUGAUUAGGUAGCAUGGAGAAAGGCUGAGAUACGCUGCGUGGUGAAAAGAUGCAACGAGUGCGGAGGGAUAGCUUUUGAUGCUGCUUUUACAGAUAAUGCUGACAAACUGUGAUCAAUUUUAUCAAUACCAUGGGAGCAAGAGUGACCCUUCAUCGUGCUCACCCAAUAAAAAAGUUCUGUGUCGUAUCCAUGGACUCAACAAAACUCUUUGUGUGGCCUUUUGUGUUUGUGCGACAUGUGAGGGGUGCUUCCCAUGGGAUCCGAAAUCAUCGCACUUUCGGGAACCGAAA
Molecule: messenger RNA, 1724 nt
Organism: Durusdinium trenchii
Lineage: Eukaryota; Dinophyceae; Suessiales; Symbiodiniaceae
Source: the annotation of a GenBank genome assembly